Molecule: messenger RNA, 1248 nt
Organism: Mixia osmundae IAM 14324
Lineage: Eukaryota; Fungi; Basidiomycota; Mixiomycetes; Mixiales; Mixiaceae
Exons: 4
Coding region: 1-1248 (415 amino acids)
Biological process (GO): protein insertion into mitochondrial outer membrane; mitochondrial outer membrane translocase complex assembly; establishment of mitochondrion localization
Cellular component (GO): ERMES complex; SAM complex
Source: RefSeq, a predicted model, not a curated record
AUGAUGGUACCCUUCCCGUCUCAUGUGCUCAGGCUGUACUACCUCCAGAUGGGCUGGGAUGAGCACAACCACUACGCCAAUCUGACCAGGUCGAGUCGGGCCAUCCUCGAUUUCGCGAUACCAGCCCAAUUUGGCAUCACCAUCAGCAAAGCUCCGCUCCGUCAGUUCUCGACGUCUGCAGCAUUGACCGCGCCCUCCCUGCGUGGCUCGCUUGCUUAUCUCUUCAUCCAGCCUGGCAUAGACAUCGGGCAAAGCGGGAUAGAGAACCUCAAAGAGCUUGGCGAACGCUUCAGAGUGCCUCCUCUCCCGAGCCGGCCAGUGAUGAACAGCGGCAGAGGCGAAUAUUUCCUAUACGGUAAGAUGCACUUGCCCACCAAUCGGCUCGACGCGCUCUAUCUGCAUCGUCUCUCGCCGACCGUGCUGCUCAUGAGCACCCUCGUCUCCAUGCCUCCAUCGCUCGCGUCUCGUGCCAUUCCUCUGCCAGACCAUGAUCCGCCGCCGUCCUCAGUCAGCAAGGUCAAGGGUCAGAUCGACACAAAUCUCGUCCUCUGCCUUCAGCAAGAUCGCGGCAGAUGGAGCUCAGAGUACAGCUACAGCGCCGCCGAUGGCCUCGUCGGUGCUCGCUUCCUACACAAUCUCGCCAUCUCGCGCAAACACGCCGUGCCCAUUCGACCGCGGCGGAUCGACGAAGAUGUCGAUUCGGAUGUCUCAGACACCGCCCUUCGUGGUCGCUUCUCGCUCGGCGCAGAGGUCUUCUUCUCUGCUCAAGAGAAGUCUGCUGGUGUCUCGACGGGCGUCAGGUUUAGCACCUUGCCAGAUGAGCCAAGUCAGCCACCUACCGUCAUCACUGCAACAUUCAAUCCGAUCAUGGGCCACAUCUCUGCUGCCUACGGCGCCAGGGCUAGCCCCGACCUCGCGCUGUGCUCAAAAUUCGAUUUUAACAUAUACUCGUACGAUUCCAACGUCACUAUGGGCGCAGAGUGGUGGCACAGACGGAGGAGGAUGCUGCGUUCUGCGAGCACAACGGACAAGACUGGUUUCGUGCAAUCAUUCUGGCGAGCUGCCGACCAAGGCGAGGUCAUCGGCUGCCUGAAAGCACGUGCCUCUACCACGUCUGACGUUGCCUUGCUCUGGGAAUCUCGACUACACAAUUGCUUGAUUGGCUUUGGCGUCAAAGCUGACUUGACCAGUCGUGCAAGACCUAUCAAAGCAGUCGGCCUUGAUCUCAAAUUCUUCUCGAGUGAUUGA